Messenger RNA from Centruroides sculpturatus (bark scorpion), 1763 nucleotides. RefSeq lists its product as uncharacterized. NCBI's taxonomy places the organism in Eukaryota, Metazoa, Arthropoda, Arachnida, Scorpiones, Buthidae. The transcript has 15 exons. The record is from RefSeq and is a predicted model, not a curated record. The coding region runs from base 66 to 1763 and encodes 565 amino acids.
UGGGAAUCGCGGGCCCGAAAAGACAAUCCGUUACCCUUUCGACGGCAUUGGCGAAAGUGGCCGAGAUGAAGGUGGCGGCGCCGUUUCUUCUUCUCCUGUGCCUGGGGAUCCAUCCCGGUCGUUCCGACGACCCGGACGAUCCUUCGUUUCCGGACGUGACCAACUUGAUGCGAAACGGUUUUGUGGCUCAGAUCGAAAUAAACAACAGACCGCAGGACGAGAGCAUAUACGUCACCGAGUAUUACUUCGCGGCCAAGAACCUGACCCGAGUGGAAAUCAUCCGGAAAGGAAAGGUGGAAAGCGUCUUCUUCUACCCCACCCAGGACCAAAUCGCCGUGCUCAAAGAUGACGCCUGUCGGGUGGAGAAGGCGGGAAGUUCCGACUACCUGCUCAACUACAACUUCACCAAUUGGCUGUAUUCGCCCGGCGGAAAAACCAUCUACUUCGGCCCCACUUCUUUACUCCGAUCGGGCGCCGACAAUCCGCAGAUGCAAUACGUGGGGAAGGACACGGUGGAAGGCAUUCGCUGUCACAAGUUCAACGGCGACUACUGGGCCAACGACGACAUUCAGGUCGACUACUUCUUCUCCGAGGAGAGUUGGGCUACGCCCACCAACGUCAGCCGGCAAAUGGUUCCCAUCAGAGUCAGACUGUACGGAAAAGGAAAGCCGAUGGAAGACUCCGACGAGGGGAUGUUCGAGCAGACUUUGGACUACAUCAUGUUCCGGACUUUCGUCUUCGACAGCCGCAUGCUCCGGCCUCCGUCGGGAUACGGAUGCCCGGGACUGCGGAACCAGGGCCCGGAUCCGCCCGCUCGCUCCGGAAAAUUCUUCGUCUCCGGGGAAUUUCGCAACCUGACCGACGACCAAAAGAACAAUCGAGACACCAUCGUUCCAUUCAGGCUGUGGUACCAUUACGACAGGAAACUGGCCAGACUGGACGUCCGCGGAGGCCGAGACGGAUCCAAGUCCACCGUCUACGACUUUAACACGGGCAUGAUGUACGUCACCGCCGACCGAAAAUGCGACGCCUUUCCCGUCCGCGGCCAGACGUUGGAGAGCUUCGAAGACGGACUGAUCGGAAGCAUGAAGAAGCCCAAAGAAAUUCUGGGAGGAGAAGGAGACUUCUAUUACCUGGGACAGUCUUACGUUCGAGGAAUGCUGUGCGACGUGUGGGAGUCCGUGAUACCGAAAUCGUCGGAAGAAAAGAAAGGACCGGCCAGGACCGUCUACACUUACUACUUCACUAACCAUUACUGGUCGGUGGCGGUGGACGGAAAAGUGGAGGGAGCCAGUCCGGUCCGAGUGGAAGUUGCCGAUUACGACGAUCGAGGGGUGGGAGUUCGGCUGAUCUACAACUUGUUCGCCUACGACAAAUUUCCCACUUUCCGGUUCGGUCCCUUCGACGUCUCCGACUGCGAGGGAGUUCCCUCGCGCAAGAGCUACUUCCUCAUCACCUUUUCGGGAAGUGACGAAACGGUGACCGCGGCGGAAGACGUGGCGGCCGUCGUCCGGGAGGAACUGAGGACUUCCAUACCCACCAAUGCGCAGGUGUCUUCGCUGCGUCUGCUCUUCUUGCGGGUGGAUUUCGAACCCGGAAUAGUCAGCGUCCUGGGACUUCUUACGGAACGCGUUCCCGCUCUGAAAAGAUUCGAAGAGAGCGACGAGCACGACAAACCCAGAGAAUCGGAGAAGGAAGUCAAGAACGUAGACUCCGACGAAGACUGCGCGCAAUUCUGCGUGGAGGCCGACAAAUGCACGUGA